Messenger RNA from Artibeus jamaicensis (Jamaican fruit-eating bat), 3341 nucleotides. It is a transcript of the gene MAPDA, whose product is annotated as adenosine deaminase like. Bases 430 to 1494 code for a protein of 354 amino acids. Lineage: Eukaryota; Metazoa; Chordata; Mammalia; Chiroptera; Phyllostomidae. Gene Ontology annotation, molecular function: adenosine deaminase activity. The transcript is spliced from 11 exons. The record is from RefSeq and is a predicted model, not a curated record. Gene Ontology annotation, biological process: adenosine catabolic process; inosine biosynthetic process.
ACUAGAUGCGUCACUUCCGGGUAGAGCGGGCCUCCCUAAUCUGAAUAGAGGGUGUAGUUUAUGCUAAAAUUUGGCAGUAGUUGAUUAUUUGAUUCUCUGGGACUGCGUUUUCGCGGGAAGACUUCAUGUUACGGUUUAUCGUGGACACGUUAACCGUGUCAGGGAAGCACGUGUUGUCGCUUUUCUACAAGCUUUUCCAUAUGAAAGAAAAUUUUUAUCAAAGUUCUCAUAGCUGAUUCAACUGUUGACAAAUUUUUGAAAGGCGAAGCUGAGUCCAGAGCAACAUUUACAGCUAAUCUUAUAAAAAUGUGUGAAAAUAAAGCAAUCUGAAGGAAUUCAAGACCAAAAACUUUGCUGACUGAAAUAUAUUGUAUUCUUCAUACCAAUAAGAGCAUUUGGAGAAAGACCUUUUUAUUCUGUUAAAUCUUGAUGGAGGCAGAAGACCAGCAGCAAUGGAAGAGAACCUUUUACUCAGAAUUACCUAAAGUGGAACUUCAUGCCCACUUGAAUGGAUCCAUCAGUUCUAAUACCAUGAGGAAAUUAAUAGCUAAGAAACCAGGUCUUAAAAUCCAUGAUCAGAUGACUAUGAUUGAUAAGGGAAAGAAAAGAACUUUAGAAGAAUGUUUCCAGAUGUUUCAGAUUAUUCAUCAACUUACUACUAGCCCUGAAGAUAUUUUAAUGGUCACAAAAGAUGUCAUUAAAGAAUUUGCAGAUGAUGGUGUCAAGUACCUGGAACUAAGGAGCACACCUAGAAUAGAAAAUACUACAGGAAUGACUAAAAAAACUUAUGUGGAAUCUGUACUUGAGGGUAUAAAACAGUCUAAACAAGAAAACUUAGACAUUGAUGUCAGAUACUUGAUAUCAGUUGACAGAAGAGGUGGCCCUUCAGUAGCCAAGGAGACUGUUAAACUUGCUGAAGAAUUCUUCCUUUCUACUGAAGAUACAGUUCUUGGCCUUGACCUCAGUGGAGACCCUACGGCAGGACAAGCACAAGAUUUCUUGGAACCUCUUUUAGAAGCAAAAAAAGCAGGUCUGAAGCUGGCAUUGCAUCUUUCAGAGAUUCCAAACUCCAAAAAAGAAACACAAGUACUCCUGGAUCUGCUUCCUGACAGAAUCGGGCAUGGGACAUUUCUCAACAACUCUGAGAGUGGAUCCCUGGAUCUGGUGGACUUUGUGAGGCAACACCAGAUGCCACUGGAACUCUGUUUGACCUCAAACAUCAAAAGUCAGACAGUUCCAUCUUAUGACCAGCAUCAUUUUGGAUUCUGGUACAGCACUGCCCAUCCUUCUGUGAUCUGUACCGAUGAUAAGGGUGUUUUUGCAACACACCUUUCCCAAGAGUACCAGCUGGCAGCUGAAAAUUUUAAUUUGACCCUGUCGCAGGUAUGGGAUCUGUCUUAUGAAUCCAUCAACUACAUCUUUGCUUCUGAGAGUACCAGGUCUGAACUGAAGAGCAAGUGGAAUCACCUGAAGCCUAAAGUGUUACAUUUUUAAGCUGUAAUGAGGUGAAUUACUUUUGAGUAUGUGUUGCAACCAAGAUCUUCUUGCCAUAUUCCUCUUAGUAAACCAUUCACCUCUCCCUUUGAAUAGUAGCCGAUUAACAUGGGCUCCAUCACCAGCAUCUUACUCAUGGUGGGUGCUCAGUAAAUAUGUUUUAAAUUGACUAACAGACUCCAAGGUCUUACAUAGCUUAUGUAUAUGCUGCUUACUAGAAGGGACCUGAAUGUUGCUGCUAAAUUCCCCAUUCCACCACUGAUUUUUACUUGCCCUUCUGCAUUAGUGAUCCUAAAACUUCAGGAAAUUCAAAGUAGUUUUUCUUCAGGAAAAGUUUUGGAAUUACUAGUUUAAAUAAAGUGAUGAGGAGAAGGGGAAAACAGAUUGCCUCCAAAACCUUCAAGCUUUCCAGCUUCUGACAACAGCUCUGUAUUUUGUUGUGCUUGCUAUAAUCAGAGUCUCUUAAGUAUUCCCCAAAAUUGUUGACUCAAGGCUAUACUGCAUUCCAUGGGCUUUUGUGAAUAUCCAGUAGUCAGGGUUCUUCUACUUUAGGAAACUCUAGUGACAGAUAAAAUUAGCUGCUGAGAUCUGGCUUUCUCCUUCUUACGAUUAAUUCCUCGGGAAUCAAGUUUCCAGGCUUUUGGUUUUUUUUUAAAUGUGUCUACCUUACCUUUUCUCUUCUCUUACUUUGACCAUAUGGAGCUAUGCUGGCCAGAUGCUUCUUGAGCUCUAGGAUACUUUCAAAGGCCUAUAUUUCCAGCCUUUAUUAUUUUUUGUCACCCCUUCCCUUGACCUUACUCCGUAUUUCCAGCCUUUAAUCUGACUUCCAGUAGUUCCAAAGUUUUGUUUCUGAAAAGACCCCAUGAUGGAUGUUGGAAGAAUUUAAACUAAUUAAAAUAUUUCCAUAUAACAUGUUAUUUUAAGCACCAUGGUGUCAAAGAAUGCUCAGUAACACUGUACAUCAAAACUUUGAGACAUGUAUCUCACUGGAUAGCUAUUUGAAUAUAUAUAAAUAAAGUUUUCAUUUUAGAUUUUGAAUUGAAUAAUGGAGAAAGAAUUGAUCCAUCUUUAUGUUCAUUCUCAUCUUCCCUACAUGGCCAGCAUAAAAACAGUUCUCUACAGAGUUGACAACACUCAAAUUAUUGUAAAAGGAAAAUGGCCGCAACAUUGAGACUAUAUAUGUCAUUAAGUUCUAUGGCUUUGGCCAUAGAGCACAAGCAAUAAAAGAAGAAGGAUGGCAUGGGGAAAAUAAAUGAAAAGAAGUAAUAGCAGUAGGGAAAUAACUGAUGGAAAUUAAUAUGACUGCCCAGCUCCUACUAAUACAUUCUUCUUUGCUGCAUGUGCAACUCAGUCUGUUCCCACAAAGGUCUUGUGGGUGUUAAAAGGAUAGGGGUAUAUAGAUUCCCUUGCUCCCUCAACAGUGGGCUUAGUUUCUCUUCCUUAGAAUGUUUGAAAACUAUUAUUUCUUACUUCCUUCAUCUUUAGGAAUGGCAAAUUGGGUAACAGAUAAUGAUUUGUGAGCAAGUUUGAGGUGAACUGGUUUUUCCCCAGUAAGAGACUUUGCAUUUGCCCUAUUUCUUCUACACACUUUCUUCAUCUGGAGGUUGGAGGGAUGGUCCUGGUCCUGGGUCUUUUAAAAUAAGACUUACUCUCCAUGUUCAGUAAUGAUGGAGCCUUAUGGAUAUGGACACAGAUACCAAGGAAGGAUUUUCAUUCUAAUUUCUCUUUGACCAUAUUCUAAUCUAUUUCUCAGCCCAGAACAUAAAGAUUCAGACAAACAUUCUCCCAGUAACCCCACACAGGGAGCCAAAAAAAGCAGGUGAAGAUUUAUCUUUUCCCACCAGCAA